Hyla sarda is the source of this 2871-nucleotide messenger RNA. RefSeq lists its product as uncharacterized. NCBI's taxonomy places the organism in Eukaryota, Metazoa, Chordata, Amphibia, Anura, Hylidae. The transcript is spliced from 19 exons. Gene Ontology annotation, molecular function: kinase activity; pseudouridylate synthase activity. The record is from RefSeq and is a predicted model, not a curated record. Bases 392 to 2560 code for a protein of 722 amino acids.
UAGGGUUAAUUGUGCAGAUCCGUCCGGAUUUAGGGGAUAGAUAAGGUCCGGUGAUCUUGCAGAGUGCUUAGGGAUUGAUACACUCACGUUUUGGAAGAGUUUAGCCGUCGCCGCAAGGCUCGGGCCUAAAACUCACUGAUGACAGCAGCGCAGAUCCUUCCCUGUCAACAGCCUGGAACCAAGAGAGCGAUUAAUGGCCGCCGCGCCCUUAUAUGGGCAGGGGCGGGGCCGUUUUGAUUGGUCCAAAUAUCUGUCACUCACCGUCAAAAAGGAUGAUGGAUGCAAUACGUCACAGGGACCUCCAAAGGUCCUCAAGCAAAAUACCAUAGAGUUUACCUGAUCACGUGACCCGCAGGUCCUGCUACGCUCCCUACAGACCCAAUUAACUACUAUGCUGGUUUCUGCCCUAAGAAGAUGUUCUUCUGGAGUAUCCGGAGCGAUGGUCCGGGCAGGAGGUUCCAUAACCCACAGACGGUUGGAAAGCCAAAGCUCUGCCUUCAGAAUACAUCCGAGUGUGGAAGAGGCGCUGGCGGAGGGUCAGCCGGUCGUGGCUCUGGAGAGCACAAUUAUUACCAAUGGGAUGCCCUACCCACAAAAUAUCAGCAUGGCCAAUCAAGUGGAGGAAAUAAUUCGGACCAAUGGGUCAGUACCAGCGACAGUGGGCAUCAUAAAGGGCAAAGUGCAUAUUGGCCUCUGCAAAGAAGAAAUCGAGUUCCUGGCGACCAGCAAAGACUGUGUGAAGGUGUCCAGGAGAGAUCUGCCCUAUGUGCUCAGCCAGGGCCUUUCCGGAGGCAGCACCGUAUCCGGGACAAUGGUGGCGGCACAUCAUGCUGGGAUCCCCAUCUUUGUCACUGGAGGGAUUGGUGGAGUACAUCGCGAUGGAGAGAACACUAUGGAUGUCAGUGCUGAUCUCACCGAACUUGGAAGAACACCAGUAGCUGUUAUUUCAGCUGGGGUAAAAUCCAUCCUGGACAUUGGUCGGACAUUGGAAUAUUUGGAGACCCAAGGAGUCUGUGUUUCCACAUUUGGAGAUUCCAAAGACUUCCCGGCUUUCUUCACCCCACGUAGCGGCUUCAAGGCCCCAUAUCGUGUCCGCAAUGAGGAGGAGGCUGCACAACUUAUUGCCAGUUCUUUGGAGCUCAGACUGGACAGUGGUGUCCUUAUCUCGGUUCCUAUUCCUUCUGAGUAUGCUGCAUCUGGGCAGAUGAUAGAAGAAGCCAUUCGGAAAGCACUGGAGGAGGCCAGGAUGCAAGGCAUUGUGGGAAAAGACGUGACCCCAUUCCUGUUGAGGAGAGUAAAUGAGAUGACUGAAGGGAAAUCUCUAGAUUCCAAUAUUGCCCUCAUAAAGAAUAAUGCCAAGGUUGGAAGCUGCAUAGCAGUAGCCUUGAGCAAGAUCCGAAAACCUAAAGGAGGCGGAAGAAAAGAAUUACGUCACCGUCAGAAAUCAGAGGAUAAGAUAUCUGACUCCAGGACAGUUGUAAUUGGAGGCAUCAAUGUUGACUUUGUUGCGAAAGUAGCUCAGGACAAAAUGGAGUUUGGAGGACAGACUAACCCGGGUCAAGUCAACCAGUCCUUCGGAGGUGUGGGACGGAAUCUAGCAGAUUGUAUGAGCCGCCUCGGUGUCCGACCCCUUUUCAUCUCCGCUGUAGGACAAGAUGACCUCUCUGAUUCGGUCUUUCGGUACUGCUCGCACAUGGAUAUGAGAGGGGUGGCACAUCUGAAGGGUCAGAAUACCGCCACGUACUGCGCAGUCAUCUCUGGCAGUGGAGAACUGAGCCUCGGACUGGGAGACAUGGACAUUCACCAGCAGAUAACAGAGAAACAUGUGUCUCAGUUCGCAGAUCAUCUCCGUAGGGCUCGACUACUGUGCAUAGAUGGGAAUGUCCCGGUAUCAACCAUUCAGUAUGUAUGUGAGAUCGCCCGUCAGAACGCCGUGCCAGUUUGUUACGAACCAACAGACAUAGACAAAGCAUCUAAACCCUUCACCUCAAACAGCUGGACGUCUCUGACCUACAUCUCUCCGAACCUAAAGGAGCUCCUAUCUAUCAACAGGACCUUAGGAUACGUAGAUGACAUUGAUAUUCCAUGUAAAUUAGAAGACAUGGUAGAUACAGCCAUCAGCCUCUCACUGCCACUCCUGGAGAACAUACACUGCGUCAUAGUCACUCUCGGGGCCCGCGGUGUCCUCUUGUGUGGUCAUGGGCAUGAUGGAACAGUAUCUCUUCGUGCAAAAGACAAGGUAUCCAGGGAUGAUCUGUGCGCUGUACAUUAUCCAGCCGCCACCAUUUCACCAGAAGAAAUCAUCAACGUAUCAGGCGCAGGCGAUAGCUUCAUGGCUGGUCUCCUUACAGGAGUACAAGCCAAAUAUGACACAGACACUUGUGUUAGGAUGGGUCUCCUGGCCGCCCGUCUCUCCCUCCGUUCCCGCGGACCCAUCUCUCAGCUCAUCUCGCCCGUCAGCGUCAGCUUGCAGCAAGUGGUAGGAGAAGACUGGCCGUCUCCCCGGGUGUGGAGCGUCUCACCAUCUAAUGGGAAGACUUUCCUCAGGACCGGACACUAAUGGAGAGAAGACCGUGUUCUCGAACAACAAAGAAUAACACAUGAAUUAGAAGGAAAAGUGAAGAGAAAUUGCUGAAAAAUGAAAAAACUUUAACUUUUUCAGCACACUUUUGUAUAUUGAUUUUUCACCAAUUUUAAAGCGCACCGUAAAUUUUAAAUUUGGCCCCAAAAAAAUAACACAAGAAUGUCAGAGCUCCGCUUUCCAGUUCUUGUUCCGGACGAUGUGUGUGCGGGCUUCCGUGUUCAGGGCCGCCCCUCGUGACGUCCGUCCCGCCCCCUCGUGAGGUCACGCCCGCCCCCUCGUGAGGUCAC